UCUACUCCACAAACUGCUCCACCACAGUCUACUCCACAAACUGCCCCACCACAGUCUACUCCACAAACUACUUUACCACAGUCUACUUCACCACAGUCUACUUCACCACAGUCUACUUCAACACAGUCUACUUCACCAGAGUCUACUUCACCACAGUCUACUUCACCACAGUCUACUUCACCACAGUCUACUUCACCACAGUCUACUUCACCACAGUCUACUUCACCACAGUCUACUUCACCACAGUCUACUUCACAAACUACUUCACCACAGUCUACUUCACCACAGUCUACUUCACAAACUGUUCCACCACAGUCUACACCACAAACUACUUCACCACAGUCUACUUCACCACAGACUACUUCACAAACUCAUAUCUGCAAACCAUAG
Molecule: messenger RNA, 390 nt
Organism: Candidula unifasciata
Lineage: Eukaryota; Metazoa; Mollusca; Gastropoda; Stylommatophora; Geomitridae
Source: the annotation of a GenBank genome assembly